This is a messenger RNA of Sorghum bicolor (sorghum), 2485 nucleotides long. RefSeq lists its product as uncharacterized. The coding region runs from base 95 to 2314 and encodes 739 amino acids. The record is from RefSeq and is a predicted model, not a curated record. Lineage: Eukaryota; Viridiplantae; Streptophyta; Magnoliopsida; Poales; Poaceae. The transcript has 2 exons.
CUGAGCCGAGCACCCAGCACUCCACAUCAAUAGAUGCAUAUCUCAUCUCCCUUGCUUGCAUUGUUAUUGUCCAGAAUUGAUCCCAGGGAGAGAAAUGGCGAGAGAGGACCAAGCAGCAUCCCAGUCAGAGGGACAGAAAAACGAGCCACAAUCGACGACGGAGUACCAGCUGAAGAAGUACCUGCUGCUGCUGGCCACCCUGGUGGCGACGGUGACGUACGCCGCGGGGCUGAACCUGCCGGGGGGCGUGUGGCAGGACACGCUGCAGGGGCACACCGUGGGCGACCCCAUCCUCCCGGACACCCAGCACCGGCGCUACCUGGUGUUCUACUACUGCAACGCCACGGCGUUCACGGCGUCGCUCGUGGUGUGCCUCCUCGUCCUCGCCCUGGACAAGAAGAGCAAGGGCCCUGUCGCCGUGCUGCUGCGCCUCGUCAUGCUGCUCGACCUGCUCGCUCUCAUGGGAGCCUACGCCGCCGGGAGCUGCAGGGACAGGUUCACCACCAUCUACUCCCUGCUGCUCAUGUCCUCCGUCUUUGCCUACAUCAUGCCUGCCCUCGUCGCCUUUGCCAUCUCGAAACUGGCCGCCAACAGCAACGGCAACAACAACACCAGCAGCAGCAGCAGCGCCGACAGCAGGCGUGAAGAAAUGCACGAGACCCUGAUGCUCCUGACCACCUUCGCGGUGGCCGUGACGUACGUGGCCGGGCUGAACCCGCCGGGUGGCUUCUGGGGAAACACCGUGCACGGUGGCGUCGCUCUCCCUCAGCCUCACCGCGUGAGCCACCCGGUUCUCAAGGACCACCACCCCAGGCGGUACCAGGCCUUCUUCGUCUGCAACACCACCGCGUUUGUCGUCUCACUCAUCAUCAUCAUGCUGCUCAUGGACAAGAAGCUCACCAAGGAAGUCUCCACGCGCUUUGUCACUCUCUACGUGCUCGUCGUCGUAGCGCUCCUGGGCCUUGUGGGGGCCUACGUUGCUGGCAGCUCCAGGGAGCGUGACAAUACCGCCUACGUCAUUGGCCUCGGCAUCGCGGUUCUUGCAUGCAUCCUCCUGCAGCUGUCUUUAAAGAUUGAAAUGAGGCAAGCAAAAGCGAUCCGAGCACUGUUUGAUGCCGCUAAAGAACGCAUACAACGGCUAUUCGUCGACGACCACAGCAGCAGGCGUGGCACACAAGACGCCCAAGAAGAAACGAGAACGACAUCAUUAGUGACGGCCAAGUCCCGUGAGCUUGUAAUGCUGUUGGCAACUCUUGCCGCCAGCAUCACGUACCAGGCCGGACUAGAUCCACCGGGUGGCCUCUGGCAAGACGACCGACACGGGCACAAGACCGGCGAGUCGGUGCUCCUCACAACGCACCCUGGACGCUACAUGGUGUUCUUCUACAGCAACUCGGCAGCUUUCGUGGCGUCCUUGGUCGUCAUCAUGAUGGUCCAAAGUACGUUCCUGCUCCAGCGCCACACGCUGGAGGCAGCCUUGAUACUGGACCUGUUCGGCCUCAUAUGCGCGUACGCCGCAGGGAGCUGCAGGGACGUAAGCACCUCCGUCUAUGUCGUCGCCCUGGCAGGUGUCGUCCUCGUCUACGUGGUCAUCCACAUCAUCUUCUUCACACUGGACCAAAAAGCAGACAACGACAAGCCUGAAGAAAUGAACAACAAGCGUGAAGUGCUGCUGCUGCUUGCAAUCCUAGUGGCGACACUGACCUACCAGGCUGGGCUGACGCCGCCUGGAGGCUUCUGGCCAGCAACCUUCGCCGACAAGUCCGGCCGCCACCACGCGGGCUACCCGGUCCUCCAUGACACCUACCCUAAGCGUUACAACGCUUUCUUCUACUGCAACGCGGCGAGCUUCAUGACAUCUGUAGCCCUCAUCCUGCUGCUGGUGAACCCGGCCCUGUACAAGGUUGGCAUACGAUGCUAUGCGCUCUACGUGUGCAUGGUGGCGGGCAUGUUUGGCCUCGUGGGUGCCUACACCGCCGGGAGCUCCCGGCGUCUGCGCACCUCCAUCUAUGUCCUGGUGCUGGCUAUUGGGCUUUUCGUGUUUGUCACCGUGCAGGUAUUCAUUUACUGGAGGAGAUGGAAGUGCAGACGCCGAGAAGUAGAUGUGCAAAUCUGUGGCGACAGAUCUAGAGAUCAUCAUCAACAACGACCUUAUACUUCUACUAGUGGAGAGGGAGGAGGCACUGGAACCAGCAGCACCGACGACAAGCAAAAGAGCCUGCGUGAGUACUUGAUGCUGCUGGGAAUCCUCGCUGCAAGUGUAACAUACCAGACAGGCCUGAAACCGCCGGGUGGACUAUGUGUUGGAGCCUGAUCACGACUGAUCAGAUUGGAACGACGAACGCAGAACGCGUCGGCGUCGCGGUGAUCGUGACUACCAGCGAGUAGAUUGAAAACUAGAAGAAAACAAGAACACAGGCAAGAGAGAUUAUGUUGCUGCCCAACCGCAGCCCUCAUGACAUCUUUAUUCAAGUAUUUAUACUCA